GCCAUAGCUCUCAGAUUAAAAAUCAACCGCACACUUGUGCAACAGGAAAGUAUACACCAUUUCGAGCAAAAUCUCUGCAUCAAAAUCAACAGCAGCAAUGAAGACAAUACUGGCAACUCUGACUCUCUGCCUGGUGGUGCUCAACGGCACAGGUUUCCCUUUGGAGAAGAAAGGGGGCUCAUCCUCCGGCAGUGCCGCCAAGGAGAAGCGCGUACAGUACGCAGCGUGGGAUGACGUGAACGUCAUCGCUCACGGCCUGCUGCAGCUGGGCCAGGGGCUGAAGGAGCAUGUGGACAAGACCAAAGUCCAGAUGAGGGACAUUUCCACCAAGAUGAAGGUCUUCAACCGCUCAGUGACCGAGCUGGGGAAGGAGAGCCAGAAGCUGCGAGUGGAGGGGGAGGCCCUGAAGGCUCGAGCCCAUGGACUGGAGGACAGAGAGGGACAGCUGCUCAACGUCACCGCCGAGCUGAGGGAGAAGGCGGAGGAGAUGCAACACGAGAGGAGGGCGAUGAGCGAGAGGAUGAGCCGGCUGGAGGAGAGGGUGGACGGCAUGCUGCAGGGAGAAGCUUCGCUGCCCGACACAAGCGCUGGUGCCAAGAACAACAGUGAUGCUCGCAACAUCCAGCUGAUGCUGGAGGGUCAGAACAAACGCAUUGACGAUCUGAUGGAGCGAAUCAGACUCCAACAGGAGAAGCUCGACAAGCAGAAUGUGCGCAUCAGGACCCUGCAGAGUCAGGUGCAACAGUCACGACAGAGACCAUCCUUGCGGAACAGCAACACUGACGUGCAAAGUGUCGUCGCCGAGCAACGCGACUCACCAGUCGAGAUGGCAUCAGACUGUCAUGAGCUGUUCCUGAGAGGAGAGAGCACAAGCGGGGAAUACACCAUCCAGCCAAUAAAUGCAGAGCCCUUUCAAGUGUUCUGUGAGAUGACAGCUGAUGGCGGAUGGACAUUGAUCCAAAGGCGCCAAGAUGGCUCAGUUGACUUUGAUCAGCAAUGGCAUGCCUACGAAAAAGGCUUUGGCAGCUUGAAUGGAGAGUUCUGGUUGGGGUUAGAAAAGAUCCACUCCAUUGCCAAAGAUGGCGGCUACAUCCUCAACAUCAUGCUGGCUGACUGGAGCGGUGACUCAGCAUCCGUCCGCCUCCCCUUCCAGCUGGGCGGACAGGAAACCAAGUACUCGCUGAAGAUUGAGAAGCAAGACGCUUUCAGCCCUUUGGAGAGCUCCCUGGUGACCGACUCCACCACCGGCCUGCCCUUUUCCACCCACGACCAAGACAAUGACCAGAAACACGACACCAACUGCGCCAAGCACCUCUCUGGUGGCUGGUGGUUCAGUAACUGCGGUCGCUCCAACCUGAACGGUAGAUACUUCCAGAGCCCUCCUCCAAAGCAGCGGGACCAGAGGAAGCAGAGCAUCUUCUGGAAGACCUGGAGGGGCCGCUACUAUCCUCUGAAGUCCAGCAGGAUGAUGAUCGCCCCCGCUGUGAUCGUGAACAAGGCAUAAAGAAUAGAAAAGAGACAAAAAGAAAAAGUCGAGACAAAGACGAGGGGGAGAAAGACGUACAUUUUUGGACCGUUCUUUCUUUUCUUGGUGCUUGGUUGAUGAGUUAGAGGUUUCCAUUUUCCCUGGCUGUCUCCCUGCGAGGAAGAGCUCACACUAGAGCCAAGGCCCUCAAAAUAGAAGCAAAAAUAACUCACAUUAAUGAGUUUCAGGUUUCCACUGCUCUGUUCUCCGAGAGACGAGCAGAUUCCUCCCCUGCACCUAGAGCCACAGAUGGAAAAAGGGACAAAAAAAAAAAGAAAAAAAAAAAAGAACUUGCAGUGGAAAGUUUUCCGUAUGUCGUACUAUUGCAGUUGAUCCCAUCUGUUGGCACGAAGCAGGGGCCCCUAGUCAGGAGAGAAUCACAGGGCGAGUCCCGGCCCAUCCGCUGUGCUCCAAGCCACAAAAGAUUUCCAACAAGUAGAGACGCAUCACCAGACAUGUGGUGUCAACUGUAUGUGGGCUGCUGUUGAGCUUGAAUGUGGUUUUGUAGCAAGUAAACUGCACUGUCAGCUCAAAACAGAUUCAGAAUUGCUUGUAAAGGGUGCAUGUAGGAGUGAAAUGCAGGUGGAUUAAAAACCCAAUGGAGCGGACCAAGUAAAUGACUUAUUUUUUCAUUUUCCACUUAGAAUGAUGAGAUUCAUUUUCAAAAGCAUUAUGUAAAGUUAUAAAUCACUGUAAACUGUGUUCAGACUGAUGUUGUUGGGGCAAUGAAAACCAUUCCAGCCUUUUGUACAAUGUAUUUUCUGUCUGCAAUUUUGAAUGAAAUUGAGCAUAUUCUUCGCUGACUUAAAUUUUCUCUGGAGAUUUUGGUGAUGUUGAGUCAUAUUGACUUAUUUCAAUACGAGAGGCAUGGUUUGUACAUAGUGUAUGAAGGAAUGUCGUCAGAAAUGUAAUGUUACUGAUUCGUUGUGACAUUGUCUGUUGUCUCUGUGACUUGAAGGUUUUGCUAUUGUAGAUGUUCCCUUUCCUUAUUUAAAUGCUAAAGAAUCAAUAUAUAUAUAUAUAUAUAUAUAUAUAUUUCUGGUGCUACCUGUUUGUAAUUUAUAUUUUCCUUGUCGUGUUUGCCAGAUGUAAAAUUGUUUUUUAAGAGACUUUAACCGUCGUUGGGGCCAUAGUGAGCCAAUAAAAUUGAUUUAAACUAU
This is a messenger RNA of Anarrhichthys ocellatus (wolf-eel), 2685 nucleotides long. RefSeq names its product angiopoietin-like 4 (gene angptl4). NCBI's taxonomy places the organism in Eukaryota, Metazoa, Chordata, Actinopteri, Perciformes, Anarhichadidae. The coding region runs from base 98 to 1504 and encodes 468 amino acids. The record is from RefSeq and is a predicted model, not a curated record. Gene Ontology annotation, biological process: blood coagulation. The transcript is spliced from 7 exons.